AUGGACUGGUACGCGUGGCUCUGCAGGGCGGGGCUGCACCCGGACGUGGCGUUCGAGUACGCGCUGCUGUUCGCGCGCAACGAGCUCGGCGCCGCCGACGUGCGCCACCUGGACCACGAGUUCCUCCUCAGCAUGGGCGUCGCCGUCGCCAAGCACCGCCUCGAGAUCCUCAAGCUCGCCAGGAAGGAUCCCUCCUCCUCCUCCUCCUCCCACGGCGGCAGGGCCACCGCCAUGGCCGCCAUCACCGUCGUCCUGCCGUGGCGCGCCACCAGGCUGCUCGCCGCGGCCGUGCACCGGUCCGCGCGCUCGGCGCUCGGCCGCCUCCGCGCCUCGGUGUCCCACUCCCGCGGCCGGGACCGGGACCGCGCGGCGGCCGUCCUCGCCACGCCGCGCCUGCUGCCUCUGCUGCGGCACCGCGGCGGGAGGGUCGCGCACAGCAGCUGGAGCAAGAUCGCGUCGCCCGUGGCGGUCCGUGGCGGCGGGAAGCUGCCGCACGUCGGCAAGCCCGUGCUGCUCACCAACAGCUACGCCGAUAAGUGGAGGGGCAACGGCGGCGCGGCGGUCAGGACGCUGCCCGCGCCCGCUGGGUCCAUAGCCGCCUGCCUCAUGAGCACGGACGUCUGCAGCUGCGACGAAGACGAGGAGGGGGACGGCAGCGGCAGCGACGUGGAGGUGGUGGUGGACGUCGGCGGCGAGGAGAUGCGGUGGGAGUCCAUGUUCCAGGAUCUGAAGCCCACUUAG
Miscanthus lutarioriparius is the source of this 741-nucleotide messenger RNA. Lineage: Eukaryota; Viridiplantae; Streptophyta; Magnoliopsida; Poales; Poaceae. The record is from the annotation of a GenBank genome assembly.